AUGGGGCUCAACAACAGCGCUUCCAUGUUCCUGCUUACUGGAUUUCCGGGAAUGGAGAAGGCACAUCACUGGAUCUCCAUCCCAUUAUUGAUAGUCUAUCUCUCCAUACUUCUUGGGAAUGGCUUACUUCUUUUUGUCAUCAAGGAUGACCAUAAUCUCCACGAGCCCAUGUACUAUUUCUUAGCUAUGCUGGCAGCCGCUGACCUAGGAGUGACUGUGAUCACAAUGCCCACAGUUUUCAGUGUCUUCUGGUUAAAUCAUAGAGAAAUUAUCCAUGAGACCUGUUUUGCUCAGGCUUAUUUUAUUCAUACUAUUAAUCUUGCUGAAUCCGGUAUCUUGCUUGCCAUGGCUUAUGACCGUUUUGUUGCUAUCCGAAAUCCCCUAAGAUAUUCUUCUAUUCUUACUAAUGUCAAGGUAAUGAAGAUUGGAUUGGGGGUUUGGACAAGGGCUGGUCUGAUAAUUAUGCCACCAAUUCUCCGUCUACACUGGUUCCCCUAUUGUCAGUCCCAAGUACUAUCUCAUACGUUUUGUCUACACCAAGAUAUCAUUAGGUUAGCCUGUGCUGAUAUAACCUUCAAUCGUCUCUAUCCGGUUGUGCUAAUAUUUGGAAUGUUUUUGCUAGACUUUUUUAUAAUCGUUUUGACCUACAUUUUGAUCUUCAAAACUGUCACAGGUAUUGCUUCAAGAGAAGAAAGGUCUAAGGCUCUCACCACAUGUGCCUCCCACAUUGGUUGCAUCCUGGUCUUCUAUGUGACCUUUGCGAUUCUGGCAUUUCUCCCUAGGUUUGCAAAAAAUGCUCCUCCACUGAUUAAUAUCUCGAUGAGCUAUGUCUAUUUACUUUUUCCUCCUUUUGUGAACCCUGUCAUCUAUAGCAUUAAGACCAAACAGAUCCAGAAUGGUAUAAUUCGCUUAUUCUCUCUGUCUAAUUCUAGGACAUAA
This is a messenger RNA of Sorex araneus (European shrew), 939 nucleotides long. RefSeq names its product olfactory receptor 51B6-like. The transcript has a single exon. Gene Ontology annotation, biological process: G protein-coupled receptor signaling pathway. Gene Ontology annotation, cellular component: membrane. NCBI's taxonomy places the organism in Eukaryota, Metazoa, Chordata, Mammalia, Eulipotyphla, Soricidae. The record is from RefSeq and is a predicted model, not a curated record. Bases 1 to 939 code for a protein of 312 amino acids. Gene Ontology annotation, molecular function: olfactory receptor activity; G protein-coupled receptor activity.